UUAAGGUCCUUUUGCAACAUGCUGUCGAACCGCAUGUUGAAUUUCAACGUGCUGUAAAGAUCAUAGGAGAUUUUAGAAUAAUCAUCUUUAGUUAAAAAAAAUAAAUAAAUAAUAAUAAUACAAAUGGAAAUGGACAUACCUGUAAAAGGAGCUGCAGUGAGUCCAGGCAUAGAUAGCCAGAAUGCAAACGAAGAAUUUAAAAGUGUCAGGUCUAAGAAAUCCAACAGCAAGCGUAAGCGAAAACUGGAGGACGGGCAGAUGGAAACUGAAGUUCACGCUGCAGCCAAGAGACCCGAAUUUCCACCAAUCUCUGGUGACAAGCUCGAUGGUACUGAUGAUAUGCGUAAAAUCGCUGUACCUUCACAUCGGUAUACCCCUUUGAAAGAGAACUGGAUGAAAAUUUACACGCCCAUCGUUGAACACUUGCAGCUACAAAUCAGAUUUAACCUGAAAACAAGAAACGUUGAAAUUAAAACCUGUAAGGAAACACAAGACAUAAGUUCACUAACAAAAGCUACAGACUUUGUAAAAGCAUUUCUUUUAGGAUUUCAAGUUGAGGAUGCUCUUGCUCUUAUCAGAUUGGAUGACCUCUUUUUAGAAACUUUUGAUGUCACAGAUGUUAAACCACUGAAAGGAGAUCACCUUUCCAGAGCAAUAGGAAGGAUUGCAGGAAAAGGAGGAAAAACUAAAUUUACAAUUGAAAAUGUGACAAGGACAAGAAUAGUUCUUGCUGAUGCCAAAGUACACCUACUGGGGUCUUUCCAGAACAUUAAGAUGGCACGGACAGCAAUCUGUAAUCUCAUUUUAGGAAGCCCUCCAUCUAAAGUUUAUGGCAACAUUCGAGCAGUGGCAAGCAGAGCAGCUGAACGAUUCUGAAAUCAAGGCUGUCGCCUUUAAAACUCAUCUGUGUUUUCACUGGGACUGAAUGAAGAUCAGCAUUGACUCUGUAGGACCAGACAGUUUGUUGUUUGCACAAUUUUUCUAUCUUUACUAGACAAAGUGGUAAAAUGGACAAUAAUAUAACUAACCCUGCCCACUCUUUCCCUAUAAUUUAAGUUACUGACAAUUUAACUCAUGAGCAUUGUGUGUGCUGCAAUGUAAUUUUAAAUAUUGAGUGAUCAAUGAAUAAUUCUCUCUGGAAUAAAAACAAUUACACUAA
Polyodon spathula (Mississippi paddlefish) is the source of this 1159-nucleotide messenger RNA. Its product is annotated as RNA-binding protein PNO1-like. Gene Ontology annotation, molecular function: RNA binding. Lineage: Eukaryota; Metazoa; Chordata; Actinopteri; Acipenseriformes; Polyodontidae. Bases 124 to 876 code for a protein of 250 amino acids. Gene Ontology annotation, cellular component: nucleolus. The transcript is spliced from 7 exons. The record is from RefSeq and is a predicted model, not a curated record.